Molecule: messenger RNA, 2262 nt
Organism: Pestalotiopsis fici W106-1
Lineage: Eukaryota; Fungi; Ascomycota; Sordariomycetes; Amphisphaeriales; Sporocadaceae
Exons: 1
Coding region: 1-2262 (753 amino acids)
Source: RefSeq, a predicted model, not a curated record
AUGCAAAAGCCAACAGCAAUCUUCUUGCUCUUGUUGCAUGAGGCCGCUGCACAGAAGCUGCCGAAUCAACCCUAUGUCUACGGCGCACCCCCUCCCCAGCCUGAAGUCCACGAGCCAUAUGUAUAUGGCAAACCCAAUCCUUCAAACAAUCAGAAUCCCUCGAGCAAUCAGAAGCCCUAUGUCUAUGGCAGUCCUCCCUUUAACUAUGGGUCAAACGCCUCCAACGGAGGAAAUGACGCGUCCAAGUACAUCUCACAGAUUACCAUAGACGAGAUCAUCCCUUCCGACUACAAGGGAAAUAUCAAAUGUUGCCCCAAAGACACCUAUUUUGACGGCAGCUCUUGCGUAUUUCCCGAGUCAUCAGUUUGUCCGAAGGGAACAUAUCUGUCCAACAAUGUCUGCGUAAGCAGCACCGGACCAAGUUGCCCAGCGGGCCUGGUGUAUAACGGCAAGGCCUGUGUUACAAAAGCGCCGCCCAGCUGCCCGCAAGGGUCAACAUUUGUCUCGGAUACUUGUGUCGCAGACUCUGGGCCGCAGUGCCCUUCCGGAUACCGAUUGGAGGGAUCCAAUUGCGUGUCGGAGACUGAUGCCAACUGUCCCCCAGGUACAGCUCGCAAAGACAAGCUCUGUGUUUUGAAGCAGCCUCCUGUCUGUCCCCAAAGCCUCUAUUACGAUGGUAGCAACUGUGUGGCCAAUCAGCCACCACAAUGCCCGUCUGGAACAAGUUUGGGCGGAAGCUUCUGCGUCUCCACCAGACCGCCCGGCUGUCCGUCAGAGCAUAGGCUCGAGUCGGGCAAGUGUAUCCAUGACAGAGAGCCUACAUGCGCCCAUGGUUCAUACUUUAGCAACGGCGCGUGUAUGGCCCGCGAAAAGCCGCUGUGUUCCAUUGGAGUUUUCAAUGGUCGGGUCUGCGAAGACACCCGUGAACCAGAGUGUCCCUCUGGAACUAUUCUGCAGGACUCUACAUGUAUCGGAAGAGAGAAGCCCGCGUGCGCUCCCGGACUGGCCAUGGCUCAAGAUAAGACGUCAGGAAAAUCGGCCUGCUGUCUUGCCGGCUUGGAAUACGAUGGGCAAGGCUGCUCAAAGCCAGCUCAAAGCAGCAACGAAUGCCCUAGUGGCACUGUCUUUGACGGGAAACGAUGCUUUUGGACCCCACAGACGGAGCCAGUUUGCCCCGAGAAUACCAGGUUCGACGGCAAGGACUGCUUGUCCAGUGCUCGCCCUUACUGCCCCAACGGCUCCACGUUCAACGGCAAAGCAUGCAUUCACGGCACGAGUCCUUCUUGCCCCCUUGGCUCAACCUUUGAUGGCACCAACUGCGUCAGUAGCUCACGUCCUACUUGCCCAUACGGAACAUUCCUGAACGGCCAGAGCUGUAGCUCCAACAGCUCGCCAACGUGCCCCGAUGGCCUGACUUUCAAUGGACAGGCCUGCGUGUCUAGCAGCCGGCCCAGGUGUCCGACUGGCUCUGUGCUUACUGGAGAUGUUUGCGCCUACCCGGAACAGCCCGACUGCCCAGCGGGUUCCACACUCGUCGGCAAGGACUGCGUCGUCUCGCAGACGCCAGCCUGCCCUCAGGGGCUUGCGUUUGACGGAAAGGACUGUGUAUCGCAACACCGUCCUGCUUGUCCCACUGGUUUCAAGCACGAUGGCAAGGGCUGCGUGGCAACCUCGGACCCCAGCUGCCCGACCGGUCUGACCUUUGACGGCAAACACUGCGUGUCGCUGGCCCGGCCAGAGUGCGGAUCUGACGCGCAGUUUGACGGUGAGCGAUGCAUUUCCACGGUCGACCCUAGCUGCCCCUCGGGCCAGACCUUCAACGGGAUGACGUGCGUCUCGCGGGACCGCCCGCAGUGUCCCCACGGCACCACCUUUGACGGCUCCGAGUGUAUCUCCGAGUUGAAGCCAGAGUGCCCGUAUGGCACCAAGCUCGAGGAUGGCACAUGUGCAUCGAACAAGGAGCCGGAAUGCCCCCAGGGGACGCGCUUCGAUGGCCAGAGCUGUAUUUCUGUCGUGGCGCCUUCGUGCCCAGCAUACCUCGUGCUCAGCGACGGCAAAUGUAUCUCCACGACCAAGCCGACGUGCCCGCCCGGCCUGACUGCUUCGGGAGGGUCAUGCGUCUCUACUUCUCAAGCAGAGUGCCCUCUUGGAACAACUCUUGAUGGAAACCGUUGUGUCACCAAGCAGAAGGAUUCCGAUUGCUAUGACAUGCGCAUUUGCCCGGCUGUUCAGCAUCAGCCGCUCGGGACUGCCGUCAUCUAG